This is a messenger RNA of Priapulus caudatus, 419 nucleotides long. Its product is annotated as RNA-binding protein Musashi homolog 2-like. Gene Ontology annotation, cellular component: cytoplasm. Lineage: Eukaryota; Metazoa; Priapulida; Priapulimorpha; Priapulimorphida; Priapulidae. Gene Ontology annotation, molecular function: RNA binding. The record is from RefSeq and is a predicted model, not a curated record.
AGUCCAACAGUCCGUGUUCUGUCAGUAUACAGUGCCCACGUGCAGUAAAUUGUGUGACGAAUAAUUUUCGAUAGUAGAUUUUAGUUAGGUGUAGAAAUCGUAUAGUAAUGGAUUCCGAAAUUCAGCAGUCACCUUCUGGAAGCCCCAGUGACGGGAACAAUGACCCAGGAAAAAUGUUUGUCGGGGGAUUAAGCUGGCAAACUACACCUGAGGGACUGCGCGAGUACUUCAGCAAGUUUGGAGAGGUUACCGAGUGCAUGGUGAUGAGGGAUCCGACAACGAAGCGAUCCAGGGGCUUUGGAUUCGUUACCUACGGAAACCCGGAAGCUGUGGAUAAGGUGUUAUCCCAUGGACCCCACGAGCUUGACCAGAAAAAGAUUGACCCGAAGGUGGCGUUCCCGAGAAGGGCUCACCCUAAG